AUGGCUCGUCAUUCCGGCCCUACUCGCCUCCCAAUGCCAAAUUUACCCCCCACUCAAUCGGCUACACACCCUACGGCUGUCCCAGCGUCUUCGAUCUUGCCCGACUCUCGCUCUCAUUUCCUGCCCACUAUCUAUGAGGAUGCGGACUGGACUUUGGGCGAGUUCUUGUAUCAUACAUUUCUGUCUGGGGACAAUGUACAUCGUGAGCAGAGCCAUGCCCAGAGAGUGUCGAGAUUUCUGAAGGGGCAGGAUCGUGUCUACACCCCUGGUUCUAUAUUGGAUCUAUGGAUGCGGCACCCUGAUGGUGCACUGCGGCAUACCCUUCCGGAGGAUCGCAAAACGGCUGCCUCAGUUCGCGUCGCCCUCACACGUUUCUCUGCAGAGCUUGUCCGAAAGCACCUCAUAGGAGAGGCUGAGCGGGCCGUCCAACCUGAAAAUGGCUUGCACGCUACACGGAAGGUCCGAAGGAACGGUCCCACCGGCCAGAAGACUGCCGUUGAAUGGGCCGAUAUCGGCGCAACCACACUCUCCUUGGCCUCCGACAUCAUCCAAUAUCAUCAACUCUUGCUCUGGGAUCUUCUGAGCUCCGUUGCGACGCGCGAGAAGGACUCCGAGAACCAAGAUGGGCACGAGGUUGUCACCAACGUCAUCAUCAACCUCGACUUCUCGCGAUCGAGCCACGCCAACUUGGUGCCUAUCUCCCGCACCCUCCACCUCUUCGCACUCAGCACUCCCUACGACGCAUACCCCUACCUGUCCCGCAUCGGCAUGACCACGGCGUACUCUACCGGCUUACACGUCCUGAACACGUUGGCGGACACUGAAUCCCAUGCCGUGCGCGAGCUGGGAGCGCAAGUAGGCACCCCCAUCUGCAUCAUAAUGGACAACCGUGACGCUUGCGUCGGGCGCGCGAACGGCAUCGUCAUCGGCAUUGCCGCCACGUUCGUGGAGAACCCGCACAUCUCGUUGUCUGCGCUUGACUUCGACGACAAGCAGACUCGCUUGGCGACCAACCUCCGCGCGUCUCUCACUGUCACGCAGCUCUUGAAGUUCAUCGACCAGCCCCACCAGGAGACCGUUGGUGUCCUUUCCCUGUUGCGCACCCUCGUGGAAUACAUCCCGGAGCUGAACAAGUACAGCACCAACGCCGCGAAGAUUCCCCUCAACCCGGCCGGAUACCGUGUCCAUCCACUCGGCUCCAAGUUGAAAGAUGCUUUGCUCGACUUCCUCGGUCAGGUGGGCCAAGAUUACGCACACUCCAACCGCCGGCUCACCCUGUGCAUUGGUGACGGGCUCACAUACGAACGUAUCUUGCAAAGCCUUGCGGUGGUUGAGCCUGUUCUCGCCCCGUGGCACACCGCUUGGGCAGACCUCAGCCGCAUCUUCAGCACUCACUGGGGUAGUCUCGUGACCAAGGAUCCAUCCAAGCUCGGGUUCAGCGCCGCGAAGCUCCAUCGACGCGCACCUUCAAACCUCAAGAAACCUGAUUUCAACCAGGGCUUUGAGAUCCUGGAGACGACUCACGACGCACACAUUCUGGACUGCUUCCGCAUCCCAAGCUUCGAAGACUUGAAGCGCGAUGCUGAGCAGGUGUAUCAUAUGUUCUGCACACACCUGGCUGGAGAACGAGCCGUCGAGCCUCGUGCUGAUGAUGUCAGUCUCGUGGCGACACUAUCCAGCUCAGCCCACUCCCCCACAACGAUACCCCAAUCAUUGUCCACAGACUCCCAUUCUUCGUCUGCUGCCACCACAUCUGUUCCCAUACGUGGAGAAGCCCUCGAUGACGCUCCCAUAGCGUCCGCGCUCAUCGACUCGUCCGGCACGCAGCUAUUAGCGCCCACCAUGACGCCAGAGUCUCCAGUGGCUGCUCAGAAGACGACCAGGGCUAGAAAGAAGGCCAAGAAGGCGUUGGUCCCCUUCCUUGGGGAUCGUGUCCUCGCCGACUCCAUCAACUUCCUACGCGAGGGCAUAGUGCUGCGCGAGAUGAUAUAUGCCAUCGCUGAAGGCGACGUGGGUCGCAUAUAUGAGGCGAUGAAGGUUAUGUUGUUCACAUUCGCCGGAUCUCCUGGUAGCCGAUACCCCAACUAUCUCCUCACCUUCAUCACUGCUCUCGAGCUCGAGUCAAGCAUCGAUCUACGUCACAGUAUCCUCGCAAGCCUCGUCGUCAACUUGAAGGGCCAGCCUGGCAAGUUCACUGCUGCCGACCUUGUUGAAGAGUACUUCAACCGCCUCCUUCAGGCAAUUGCGGAGCGCAAAGGCGCUGAGUACAACACCAAGUUCAUGCGUCACACUGUGUCACGAAACCUCUAUCAUCUCUCGCGUCUAUGCAACGAUAUGAACGAGAGUGUCGGGCUUGCCAUGCGCUCUGGUCGACACACCGCCCCACGCCGCCUUGCCGACAUCCGCAUUCUCACGGACGAGUUUCGGCGUCAGCAGCUUCACCUCCGGCGCCCUGCCACCACCACCUCGACUGCACCCGUGAGCUCGGCAGUUUGCGAUGAUGAGUCCGACGACUCAGAUGAGGAUCUCCCAGCCACUGCAGAAGAGCUCAUUCAGUCGCUCGACAAUGGGAUUCCUACGUGGGAGCUUCAAGACGGCAAGCUUGUUCAUGACGAGAUUAACAUCGACGACGAGGCUGUGCGCAUGCUGGAAGGCACCGACGACCCGACUUUGGUGGAUGAUGGUUUAGUUAAUGUGGCAAGUAACGGGGAGGCGAGUUGUGCAGAUGACAUGUAA
Messenger RNA from Epithele typhae, 2736 nucleotides. RefSeq lists its product as uncharacterized. The transcript has 13 exons. The record is from RefSeq and is a predicted model, not a curated record. Lineage: Eukaryota; Fungi; Basidiomycota; Agaricomycetes; Polyporales; Epitheliaceae. Bases 1 to 2736 code for a protein of 911 amino acids.